This is a messenger RNA of Gastrolobium bilobum, 444 nucleotides long. RefSeq lists its product as uncharacterized. NCBI's taxonomy places the organism in Eukaryota, Viridiplantae, Streptophyta, Magnoliopsida, Fabales, Fabaceae. The record is from RefSeq and is a predicted model, not a curated record. The transcript has a single exon. Bases 1 to 444 code for a protein of 147 amino acids.
AUGGAUUUAUUAACAGAAUCGGGUCUUCUCGGCUGCAAACCGGCUUCUUCACCUAUGGCGCAGAAUCACAAGCUUGCCUUGGCAGCAGGACCAACUUAUGAUGACCUAGCAAGGUACCGAAGGCUCAUUGGGAAGUUGGUUUAUUUGACUAUCACAAGGCCCGAUCUUAGUUAUGCAGUGCACACUCUUUCCCAAUUUAUGCAAAAUCCACAACAACAACAUUUUGAUGCUGUCAUCCGAGUUCUGCGAUAUGUGAAGCAAAACUCAGGACAAGGUCUCUUCAUGAGCUCUGGCUCUAGUUUAUCUAUACGAGCCUUUUGUGACUCGGAUUGGGCAAGUUGCCCCGUUACCAAAAGAUCAACCACCGAUUACUUCAUCUUGUUAGGAGAUUCUCCAAUAUCUUGGAAGACCAAAAAGCAAGUCAAGAUCACAUGGGUUGUUUAG